Messenger RNA from Oryctolagus cuniculus (rabbit), 2946 nucleotides. Lineage: Eukaryota; Metazoa; Chordata; Mammalia; Lagomorpha; Leporidae. The record is from RefSeq and is a predicted model, not a curated record.
GGCGCGAGCGAUGCUAAGAAUGUUCGGAAUGAGGACAGGAAUGAAAUGAACGCCAGGACCGAACUCGCUCCGGAGGGGUGGGGCCUCGGUGACGUCAUGCGGCCUGCCGCCCGGGGCCGGGGGCGGGGCCUGCCGCCGCCGGUGACGUCAUGGGGCCGGGGCGGGCUCCCUGUCCCCCCACCCCCGGAGGGGCGGCGGGGCGGAGUCUCGCGCCCACGGGGAACGGGGCGCGCGCGGGAGCCGCCCUCCCGCUCCGGGCCGGGCGCCGGGCUUUGUCCAGACCCGGGGCGGGGCGGCCGUGAGGCGCUGCGCCCGCGCGCGGGAGCCGGGAAGCUGGGGGCAGUCGCCCGCGCGCGCCGUGCCUCAGUUUCCCCGCCCCCUCUACACACGCGGGGGUCGGAAAAGGGAGCUUCUAGUGCGGAGGUUCGGGCGGCGACCCCCGAGGGCGGCGGGCGCUUUCUGUGGGCCGCGCUCCCCGCCGGAUUUUUCCCGCCCGCCCUUUCACUUCACAGAAGUUGCCGGCUCCGGCUCUGUGGAAGUCCGUCCUCCGGGAAGAGGCAGGGCAGGAUAAUUACGGAGUUCGUAACAACCUGCCCGGCCAGCACGGUCUUCUCGAGAGCCGAGGCUGCCUGCUCGCCGCGCCUUGUGCUUUCCAAAAGUCAUGGGUCCCGUAAAAACAAAAAACUUCCGAAGCCGUGGAACGCUGCGUCCGGCAGCUUCCCAUCACCGUCUUGUUUGUGCAGGAAGUUCGUUUCCACACUAAAAGAGUCAUUUUAACCCUGCCUUGGAGGUAGUGGCAUACCGAGACCUUGUGGGUAACUCAGAAAACGGGGAUAAACCGGCUCCCUGGUAGGUAGAUCGGGCCAAGUUUUGCACAGCUGUGCCCUCCUGACGCAGCCCCCCGAGCAGCUCCCGCACCCUGGACCGCGGCGCCUCUGGAGAAAAAUGAUGGCGCCUAUUUUGUGCCGGAGGAAUCCCUAAAUGAAGAUAACUGAGAAAAGGGAAAUAGACGCAGUACAAAACAUCGUUUUACUAAUGCGCGUAUUUAUUUCCAAGGCAGACAGACUGGUUCACUCCCUGAAUGAAUGCCCACAAGGGCCAGGACUGGACCCCCCUGGGAGCAAACUGCUGCAACAGGACACGCUGACCAGUAUUUUCGGCAACUUCUCCCAUUUAGAUGCACAUUUUUUAAAAAUUUUAUUUAUUUAUAUAUUUAUGUGAAAGGCAGAGUUACAAAGACAGAAGUCUUCUAUCUGCAGGUUCACUACUCAAGUGGCUGCAACAGCUGAACCAGGCCAAAGCCAGAAGUCAGAACCUUCAUCUGGGUCUCUCACAUGGGUAGCACAGGCACAAGUAUUUGGGCCAUCUUCCACUGCUUUUCACAGGCCAUUAACAGGGAGCUGGACUGGAAGUAGAGCAGCCAGGACUUGAACUAGCACCCAUAUGGGGUGCUGGUGUCACAGGCAGUGGCUUUAUCCACUACACCACAAUGUUGGCUCCAAGAUGCACAUUUUUUGAGACUCACCUUAAAAGCUUUUUUCCAGGAAGAAUGCCCAACUAGGUAUUUCCUCUCUCUGGCCCCAGAGCUCCCUGCUCCAUGUACACUGCUCAUAUCUGUCAGUGACCAUCAUCUGCAUGUUACUGGUGACGCCCACCUGUCUGAGCCCAUGCAGAGUAGACUGGGUCUCAUUCAACUCAGCAUAUACUGUGCAGGGCCUACACGCAAACGAGAAGUGGCUGUCACUGUCAUCUCUGCCCCUAAGUGUCCCAUGCAUUCUUGCGCCCCUCAGCCACCCGCUGGUCGAUGCUCAGGACCUAUGGAUUGAGUGUUGGUGAGCUGUUUGCACCCAACACCUGAGAGCAGGAUCAGCGGCCCCCACCUGCUAGACUGACAGCAGCCGCCAUGUCUCGCAUCUGUAAUCAGCACUGAGCCUUUUUUUUUUUUUUUUUUUUUUUUUUUUUGCCUCUGCCAUCUCCACUCAUCGGCACAGCACCCGUGUGAGUAGCUGACAUUACCCCGAGGUAUAGUGGUGAGGAACUGAGAUGAAGGGUGGGUUACUUGGCCUGUGGUUGCAGAGCUAGGACCUGAAUACCUUCUGACUCAGGUAUUCCAUAUUCAUAACCCCUAACCUCCACUGCCACCGAAACGGAAAUGAGUAGAAACCAGAGCAACAGCAUACCACGCGGGGUUCUGAGGACUCUGCAUAUAUUGCCUCAUUUGAUUCCGCCAGCCACCCUGGCAGGUAGCUACUGUUGUUAUUCUCAUUUUCCGGAUAACGAAGCUGAGAGCAGACAGGUGAAGUGACUGGGUCCGGGUCCUGCUUGUACAACUAGUGAGUGCAGAGCAGCAAUCCAAACCCAAGCCUCCCAGCUCCAGAUCUCAUUGACUUUGUCAUCUACUGACGUGCCCCAGGCAGCGCUACACUGCAUGCAAAAGACCCACCAUCCACUGCAGGACCUACCCUACGAUGAGAGAACUAUGGACAUCAAUGGUGGCACAAGAGAGUCUGCUCCCCAAAAGCCUUCCCAAGGAAGAAGCUAACGUGGAACACAUAAGGGAAACGGUGUUCCACUUUGUGAUAACAAAGCAAGCUGAGAGACCCUGGAAGCUAGAGAAGACCCAGCCGGUUAGAAUUUACCCGCAGGAAGCACCUGACUCAGGAACGGAUCGCUUGGAACUACAGCCAGGACUAUUUCUAGGACUCCAGACUUCCUCCCUGUGACCACAAAAGAGGAAGAGGAACUGCUUUCGCCUGGGCUAAAUUGUCUCCUGCGUUUCCACAUUUUCUCAUCAAGAGCUAAUACUGCUUCCCAGGGAUGUGGAUUUGGGGAUGGGACUGUCCCUAAGAUGCCACUGGGAGAACCUGCUGCUACUGAGAGGGACACAAUUAAGGCUGGUCCCUCGGGGUAUUCCUAGAUCAACCAAAAAAAAAAAAAAAAAAAGAA